ACAGAGUCACCAACCACUUGAUGCCACGUCGCCAUCAGAUAUGCUGCUCUCUCUCCAUCGCGUCGCUCGGUGGCCUCCUGCCACUGCUGUCGGCUCCCCUCGAAUCCGCCGACCAUUCUCGAUCACCGGCCCGAGGACGUUGGCAUCUGCCGCACGCGCAGGAACGGAGCGCGCCUGCUCCUCCUCUUCUUUCGACCCGCAAGCCUUUGAGGCAGAGAGGAUUCGCCUCGACGCGGAGGCACGGGCUUCAAUGGCCGCCGUCGCGGUCGUUGUAUCCGAAGAGGGCGCCGGCGAAGAAGAUCUCAAGGCAUGGAAGUGGAAGAUCCGGAAGAGGGUGUGGGAUCUCUUAGAGUCAGAGAACAUCGCGCGAAACCCUCGCCCCGUCCACCACCGAAUCCCUAAUUUCGACGGCGCGGCUCUAGCCGCUGAUCGGUUAGGUCAGUUGGAUGUAUUUGAGAAGGCUGGAUGUGUGAAGGUCAAUCCUGAUUCACCUCAGAAACAAGUCCGCUUGUUGACACUCACAGGUGGGAAGCAAUUGUUGACUCCUCAACCACGACUGAGGACUGGUUUUUUCUCUGUACUAGAAUCUGAGGCACUACCUUCUGGGUCAAUUUUGGAAGCAUGUACUUCUGUAGGAGCUGCAAAAUAUGGCCGUCCUAUUGGCUUGGAUGAAAAAAUAAAAGUUGAUUUGAUAGUUAUUGGUUCAGUUGCAGUCGAUCCAAGAACUGGAGCACGAUUGGGCAAGGGCGAGGGCUUUGCAGAACUUGAGUAUGGAAUGCUGCGAUACAUGGGAGCUAUUGAUGACAAUACGAUGAUAGUAACAUCCGUUCAUGAUAAGCAAUUGGUGAAUGAUGAUAUCCCAGUGGAUAAGCUCUUGGUUCAUGAUGUGCCGGUUGACAUUAUCUGCACUCCAACUCAGGUCAUCUACACCAACACAAAAAUACCAAAGCCACAAGGAAUCUAUUGGGAAAAGUUAUCUCCAGAAAAGUUGGGUCAAAUUCGAAUUCUUCAAGAGCUGAAGAAACGCAUAGAGCAAGGGACUGGGCAGCUGCUACCUACUGGGCCUUCCGAAAAGCUUCCUCCGAUAGCGGCCUGCAAUCGCAGACGCAGACGCAGCCGGUAGUUUCAUGUAAGCACUCUAUUUUCUAACUCCCUUGUUUUACGCACAUCACACUGAGCUGAUAGUUUCUGCUAUCGUAAUGUGUCAUUUUGACCACCAUUGAAAUGACUAUGGAAUUUUUGUUCUUAACCUGAGAAUGUUGUAUUAAUUUUGUUUGGGUUAUUCCUGUAGAAUAGGUUAUAGUUAUUUAUGCUGAUGAAUUGAGUUUUUUUUAUUUAAAGUGUUCAGUUUUCGUUUAAAACAAUGUAAUUGUUGUUCAAAACUAUUUUGCUAUCUAUUUAAAUUGUUCUAUUUGUUUAUUUAGGUUA
Zingiber officinale is the source of this 1428-nucleotide messenger RNA. Its product is annotated as 5-formyltetrahydrofolate cyclo-ligase-like protein COG0212. The transcript has 6 exons. The record is from RefSeq and is a predicted model, not a curated record. NCBI's taxonomy places the organism in Eukaryota, Viridiplantae, Streptophyta, Magnoliopsida, Zingiberales, Zingiberaceae. Gene Ontology annotation, cellular component: cytoplasm. The coding region runs from base 41 to 1123 and encodes 360 amino acids.